CUCCCAGUAAGUUUUAUUGUAUUUAUCAUACUGUACUUCCAGGCUCGGCAUCUGUGCUUCCUGCUGCUCCUGUGCUUAACCCUGGCGUGGAGUGGCGUCCCUGGUCCAUGUCGGCACUCUAUGACAAAAGAUCACCUUCUGAACAUCAAUCGCCUGAUUGAUAACCAGUUGGAAAAUGGUUGUCGAAUAAGCUAUCUAUUCACAGAGCGUCAGAGUUUGAGUAAAGUCUGUUACAUCAAAGCAGUCUUUCCACAAAUCCUGGAGCUUCUAAAUACCCAGUUCCAGUAUGGCAAGAGGUCAGACAAUAGACGCUAUGUCAGCGUCCUAAAGAAGAUCAUCUUUGACCUCUAUUCUCAACGAUGUAUACCGGAGAUCAAUGAGGAGUUUGAGGAUAGCCCAGUGAAGUUUGUUAGGGUGCACAGCACCUCCCCCAAAGAGGCUCUGCGGACAGUAAAGGGCGUGUUCCAGAUGUACAUGGCAGUGCUGAAGGAGAGCCACAGCGCCGUGGACUGGAACUGUGAGGAAGAGUAUUCUGAAGACUACCCACAAUCAACCACAGGUAUGAGGAAUGUAUUUAGUGAUGUCAUUUAG
This is a messenger RNA of Osmerus eperlanus (European smelt), 591 nucleotides long. It is a transcript of the gene csf1a, whose product is annotated as colony stimulating factor 1a (macrophage). Lineage: Eukaryota; Metazoa; Chordata; Actinopteri; Osmeriformes; Osmeridae. The transcript is spliced from 4 exons. Gene Ontology annotation, molecular function: cytokine activity; growth factor activity. The record is from RefSeq and is a predicted model, not a curated record. Gene Ontology annotation, cellular component: membrane. The annotation marks the transcript as partial.